CAAUCCCAAACCGAUACUGAAACAGCAUAGCUCUGUUGCUGUAGAUGUUAAGGAGCAACGGAGAAAGAUGCCAAGCACCGGAGGUUUUCCGCUACCCUGCAAUUCAAAAACUCUCCUCACCAGUCACACCAUUACUCCCACUUCAUCCUCUCUCGCAUUUCCCUCCAAAACCCACCUCAACCAUGUCCUUCCAACCCCAACCCCCUCUACCGAUUCUCCACUCUUCCCUUCUUCACGACAAUUCCCUCACACCCACCUCGCGUUUUCUUCUUUUCAUGCCCAGAGACGCAGCAAAGGAUUCAUAGUUUCCGCUUCGAAGAAGCAAGGUAAACGUGGGGGCCGCGGGGUCCCACCUCUCUUGGAAAUGGAAGGUUUUGACGACGAAGAGUUCGGCGAGGACGACGAUGAGGACGGUGAUGGAAGCGUGUUCUUGCCGUUUGAUAAGAUGAGCGAGUGGCUUGAGAAAAGGCCAAGUGGGUUUGGCGAAGGGAAAGUCUACGACACUUCGACUGAAGACCAACUGCUCGAAGAAAUGCGGCAGAGUAGACUGGCCCAGGCUGCUAAUCUCGAUAACCUCAAAAACGAGCCUGCCAAACCUGUUUCUAAGCAAGAUGAUGGAAAGAAGAAUGGUAAUGAGGUUGUUCCGAAUGGAGUUAGAGUGCGAGUGGUGAACCUUCCGAAAAAGAAGAACGUGCGUCGAGAUUUGAGCGUUGCGUUCAAAGGGGUUCCUGGUUUGAUUAGUAUAAACCCGGUGGUUUCUGGAAACAAGAAGACCAGGGACCCUAUCUGCAAGGGUUUUGCUUUUGUUCAUUUCAAGUCUCAGGAACACGCUACGAGGUUUACACAAAUGUUUUCUCGGCAAACUAUUACUUUUGGAAAAAUUCAGAAGCAAAUAAAAUGUGAGAUGAUGAAUUCGCAAACAUCGGAUUCUGCUCUUGAACAAGCAUCAGCAGACAACAUCACCCAUGACUCUCCUCAUCUUGAAGUUCAUGGUUUGAGUUCGAGAGACGAUCAAAGCCAAGAUUCUGAAACAAAUGAUUCUUCGCUGGACAAAUGGGAGAAUAGCGCCUUCGUCGAGUAUGAUUAUGAUGAACCUGCUGAUGAGCUUCAAAUGGUAGAAUGGGAAGAUAUCAGUGAGAAUUUGGAUUCCAUUACUGUCCCAGAGCUAAGUCAUAGUGAUGAUGACUCUGAACAAAUGACAGAAUUUGAGUCCAUGGGAGAUUCACUUCCCUCAAAUAUAGAUAGAAUCCAGGCACUCGAGAACAAGCUACUUGCUAAAGGGAAAGAAGAGAACGUCCCCGGAAGAAAUCUACCUGUGAAAGCUAAGGGAAGGAAAAAUCCCAAGAAAAAACCAGCUGGGAAAGAAAAAGAAGUCAAGGUUCCAAAAUUUGACGUACUAGGAUCUGCAAAAAGGUUAAAGGUCAAGGAGAAGGCUGUGCUUACUGAUGUGUUCUCUAAAUAUGGACUAAAGUCUGCCGUGGCUUCCAAGAAAGAGAGCUAGUCAUGGGAAUGUGAUUUAAAAAUUGAUUUGGUAAUUACCAUAUGAGAAGUUUACCAAAAAUAUGAAGUGUUAACUGGAUAUGCUCAAAUGAGAAUCUCACCUAUAUGUUGAUAAACUUUUCCAAUUUUGACAUAUUCUUCUCUCUUUAGAUAGUCUUUUGGAAACAAAUUAUGUGUUUUUAUAA
Morus notabilis is the source of this 1685-nucleotide messenger RNA. RefSeq lists its product as uncharacterized. The transcript is spliced from 4 exons. Bases 68 to 1501 code for a protein of 477 amino acids. NCBI's taxonomy places the organism in Eukaryota, Viridiplantae, Streptophyta, Magnoliopsida, Rosales, Moraceae. The record is from RefSeq and is a predicted model, not a curated record. Gene Ontology annotation, molecular function: RNA binding.